CUUCUACCUCCAGGCUGAUGUGUUACUAUAACAGCAAGGCAGCAGACAGACCAGCUGUGGGGAAGUUCAGAGUUUCAGAUAUUGAUCCAGACAAAUGCACCCAUCUGAUUUUUGGCUUUUCUGACAUAAUUGAAAAUGAGCUGGUUCCCACAACUGUAAAUGAUGUUCAGCAGUACUUUGGGUUUAACGCACUCAAACAAAGAAAUCCACUUCUGAAAACCCUGUUGGCUGUUGGUGGAGAGAAGUUUGGGACAGAAAAAUUCAGGACAAUGGCGGGAUCACAAAAGAACAGAGAAGUGUUCAUCCAGUCUGUAAUCAGACUACUCAGAGCAUUCAAUUUUGAUGGGCUAGACGUAGACUGGAGGUACCCAGCUGAAGAGGACAAGCAGAGAUUCACAGAGCUUUGCAAGGUCAGAUCCUUAAUAUCUCCUCUGGAACCGGCAUUUUCAGAAAAAAGCCAUACUGCAAAUCCUUUGUCGAUGAAGGAACUUCGACUCUCUGCUGAGAGGUCAACCAUCGAUGCUAGCUAUGAAGUGGAAGAAAUUGCCAUGCACCUGGAUUUCAUCAACGUGUUGACGUUUGACUUCCACGGCCCCUGGGAAAGUGUGACAGCACAUCACAGCCCCUUAUUCCAGGGAUCCCAAGACACUGGAGAUGCGAUCUACUCUAACACUGUAAGCAAGGGCCUUGCCUUAGAGUACUGGCGGGACCAGGGAGCACCUGAAGAAAAACUGAACAUGGGGCUUGGAGCUUUUGGACGAGCUUUUUCCCUGUCCUCUAAUUCAAGCGCUGUCGGUGCACCAGCCAGUGGUCCUGGUGAGGAAGGCUGCUACACCGGUGAAGAAGGAUUCUGGGCCUCUUAUGAGACUUGCCUUUAUCUAGAUGGGGUACAAACCCAUCUUAUUUCUGAUCAGAAAGUUCCAUAUGCCACAACAGAAAAUCAGUGGGUUGGAUUUGACGACACCACCAGUAUAAGUACCAAGAUCAAUUACCUCAAAGCAAACGAAUUCGGAGGGGCCUUUGUCUGGUCUCUGGACCUGGAUGACUUCAGAGGAGAGUUCUGUAACCGGGGCAAGUGCCCAUUCGUUAGCCAACUACAUAAUCUGCUAGUAUCAGGAAAGCAGCUUAUUCCUCACAAAAGCUAA
Labrus bergylta (ballan wrasse) is the source of this 1145-nucleotide messenger RNA. NCBI's taxonomy places the organism in Eukaryota, Metazoa, Chordata, Actinopteri, Labriformes, Labridae. The record is from RefSeq and is a predicted model, not a curated record.